Messenger RNA from Durotheca rogersii, 1706 nucleotides. RefSeq lists its product as uncharacterized. The record is from RefSeq and is a predicted model, not a curated record. The coding region runs from base 392 to 958 and encodes 188 amino acids. The transcript has a single exon. Lineage: Eukaryota; Fungi; Ascomycota; Sordariomycetes; Xylariales; Xylariaceae.
GCCGUAUAGCGCGAGGAGCUGGGAGGCGGCGUCCGGAGGGGCCUGGGGGCCGGCGGCGCCGCCGCGGCGCCGGAGCUGGGCCACCGAGGCCUGCAGGGUCUGGAGGGCGCGGAGCGCCUCGUCGUACCCGAGCUGGCCGCCGGCCUCGGCGAGCAUCCUGAAGUGCAUCUGCGUGGCGCUGAAGGCGCGGCACGCCAGCGAGGCGUCGUGAGCGACCCACAGGAUCGGCAGCGGCGCGGCCAGCCCGCGCGAGCGCAGGUUCAGCACCACGUUGUUGAGGAAGGCGAGCGUGUCCUCGGCGGGCGCCGCGGCGGUUUGGGCCGUGUCCCGGCACGCCUGCCCCAGCGCCGCGGCGCAGCUCGAGACGAGCCGGCAGCCUGCCGCGGUCUGCAUGACGUCCGCGACGAGCCUCUCUAGCUCGACGAACCGGUCGCACUUGCCGAGCGCGCGCCGCAGCGGCUCCUCGUCGCCCGGGCCGGGCUCGUCCCGCUGCAGCUGCCGGGUGAGCCGCUGUCGGCGCAGCAAGUACGCGAUCGUCUUGGACGGCGUGUACCACGCCCAGUCGGGCACGCCGUUGCGCUCGAAGAGGUCACGGGCCUCGUGGCGGGCACCGCUGUCGCCGAGGAGAGACGGAUCCUUUUCGUCUCCUCCCACUUCCUGCCGUCCUGCCUUCUCUCCUGCCCCCACUUCACUCGCCUCCCCUCCUCCCUCGACUUUCGGCCCCUCGGGCGCCGCGGGCGCCUCGUCGGCAAGCGCGGCGGCGAGCGCGGCGGCGAGCACGUCGCGGUCGGUGACCCGCCAGGCAUGGAAGAGACCGGCGCCCAGGGUGGCGGCGAAGGCGGCCUGGCGGGCGCUGUGGUCACGCUCGAAAGCGGCGACGCGGGCGCGGACGAGCUUCUGGGCGCGGGCGCGCGCGCGGACGCCGCUGUCCGGGAGGCCGUCGAGGCUCUCCUGGUAGGGCCGCACGUAGGGGCAGUCCUCGGCGUCGAGGUCGAGCAGCAGCCUCGAGGCCUCGAAGAUGCGGUGGCUCGCCCGCGCCGGCCGCGCCGGACCCUUCCGCCGGUGCAGGGCCCGGACGUGGCCGUGCUGGAAGCGUGUCUGCGGAGACGGCGACGGCGACGGCGGCGGUGCUCGCCAGGGGAGCAGCACCCGCUGGCUGCCGAAUCGCUGCAUGUCGACGGAAUGGUGUGCGGCCCGAGUACUGAAGCAGGUAUUGGGUACCAGAUGGGGAGGGCUCACAUCUUGGGCUUCAAUCACGUCUCGCAAGUCGGCAGGCAGCAGGCCACGCACAGAGGUAGGUAUAACCAGCAGGCAAAUGGGUAAGCAGGCGGGUAUAUUAUAUUGUGUGGUGUUUUGGAGAUGGUGCGAAUACGCCCAGUUAUGUAGGUAGGUAUAGAGAGAACGCAGGUAAUUGAACGGCUUCUCUACAUGAUGCACUGCCACCUACGCAUCAUGCAAGAGCCUCUCGGCGCUGCGUCGCGAGACCAGCUCGAUAGAGACGCUGGCACGAGGGGAGGAGGGGAGGGCGGAGGGAUGAGCGCCUGAUGGGGGUGCCUUCUGGGCUGCUGCUCCUGGAAAUUCCCCUAGCUAAUUAUGCCCGUCUAGGCUUGGGCUUGCCGUUAGUGACAGCUUCCCCGGAUUUCUGGGGUAAAGGGGAAAAUGGCGCUAGACAGACGGGCUUUAGUGGGUUAAAUACCUUGGAAAUG